Molecule: messenger RNA, 1166 nt
Organism: Exophiala viscosa
Lineage: Eukaryota; Fungi; Ascomycota; Eurotiomycetes; Chaetothyriales; Herpotrichiellaceae
Product: eukaryotic translation initiation factor 3 subunit G
Exons: 3
Coding region: 74-982 (302 amino acids)
Cellular component (GO): eukaryotic translation initiation factor 3 complex; cytoplasm
Molecular function (GO): translation initiation factor activity; RNA binding
Source: RefSeq, a predicted model, not a curated record
CAUCGAAUCCAGCACAAGUCAAACAAUAGUUUCCAUUGCUCUAAGCAAUUCAUAUAUCUACAUCACCAUCAUAAUGUCCAAGACCGCGAGCCGUCCUGACUGGGCGGACGAUGUCUCGGACUCAGAGCAGAUCAAUGACCCCUCCGCACUCCCUCCACCGGUUACAACAGUGAAUAGAGAUGGCACGAAGACAACGAUAUCAUACCGCCUGGACGACCAGGGCCGCAAGGUCAAGGUGACCCGAAAGACCCGCACAACCGUCCACAAAGAGAGAGUAAAUCCUGUGGUGGCAGAGCGAAGAGAAUGGUCGAAAUUUGGCCUGGAGAAGGGCAAAUCGAAAGGACCACAGCCAGACACCACCUCCGUUGGUGAGAACAUUGUCUUCCGACCCAGCAGAGACUGGAAGAAUGUGCAAGCCGAGGAAGCGAAGGCUGGCGGCGGCAAGGCUGAGGAGAAGAGUUUGAAAGAACAACUUAAAGAUAAGAAGGUCAAGUGCCGUAUUUGUCAGGGCGAACAUUUCACAGCCAGAUGUCCCUUCAAGGACACCAUGGCACCCGCAGACGAUGGUACCACCCCGGUUGCUGAUCCCAUGGCGGAGGAUGAAGAAGGUGGUGCCAAAGCAGCUGGCGGUUCGAGCGGAGGACCUGGCGGCAGCAGCUACGUGCCGCCUCACAUGCGAAAAGGUGCUGCAGGUGCCGGUGAGAGAAUGGGUGGCAAAUUUGAAAGAGACGACCUGGCUACGCUACGUGUUACGAAUGUCUCCGAGAUGGCAGAGGAGCAAGAGCUCCGCGAUCUCUUUGAGCGCUUUGGCCGCGUCACUCGUGUCUUCCUUGCGAAAGACAGGGACACGGGUCGUGCGAAGGGCUUUGCGUUUAUCUCGUUCGUUGACAGAACUGAUGCUGCAAGAGCGUGCGAGAAGAUGGACGGUUUUGGUUAUAGGCAUCUGAUUCUAAGAGUCGAGUUCGCGAAGAGGACUGCAUAAAAUGUUGCGCGUGGACGACGGUGGGCUUUGCAUCGGAUCUCUUCGUCGAUGUUCAUGUCUGUGGACAUGAUCAUGAUGUGCAGAUAUGUAUGAUAGAAGAUGCAAAACCCGGAAUGACUUCAAAAUGACAUGUCGUGGCGUUUACAAGAAGACUCAGUUUCUCAAUAUCAAUUCUACCUGCACA